CAGUACACUCUAAUUUGCAAACUCGUUAAGAUCAGAGGCAUAUUUUUAACUAGGUUAGUAUUUUUUAGCAACCGUGAAAAUGAGCGAUUUUACCAUUGAUUAUAUACUGCAUCGUGCUGGCGAAAGAUAUGUCGGUACAAAUGCUUCGAUUGGCAUUAUGGAGCGCAUUAAAUUGGAGCAGCAACACCGGCGCCAACGCGAAGCUUACGAGACUUAUCAAGCCGGCGUAGCCGUUGAGUUGGCCAAUAUGGCCGCUGGUGUUGUGGAUGCAACGAUGGGCGCAUUCAAUGGUGAGAGUGUGGCGCAAAUGCCUAUGUUCGAUUGGUUACAGUAUACGCGUUAUCAUCCGCCACGUUUGCCACGCACAUUACGUCAACCGGCCGCCAAACGCACGCCCGGACGUUUGCCACGCAUCCCCUUCACACCCGCCCAACUGGAGGCACUGGAAAGCGCCUAUCGCACAGCCAAUUACUUGAGCGCGGAAGAAGCUAAUCAGCUGGCCGAAUCCUUAGAGUUGACUAAUACACGCGUUAAAAUUUGGUUUCAAAAUCGUCGCGCACGUGAGCGACGCGAAAAACGCGAACGAGAUGAGAGUUAUGAGUCCACUAUCUCUUCAAACGCUUCGAGUCCGGAACCGCAAUGUGAUAUUGUGCUAUAGUUAAAAAAUUACUCAGUAACGAUUUUGAAACAAAAAAAUUGGAUAUAACACGCCUUCAGACUACCUACUUGUAUAUGUUAAUUUCAGUAGGGGUUUGAGAUAUCCUCUUUUUUGAAAUGCUUGGUUUUUCAUAUUGAAUACCUAAAUAUUAGUCCUGCGAUAACUGGUUGCGUAAAGGAAUAGUUUUGCCCCAGUGAUACUCGGAUAUACCUAUAUACUUAACUGAAAAAGACACAAAUUAAUAUUCGCACAAGGACUGACACCUCGUUAAUUCUACAUAAAAUCAUGUAGUGUAGAUUUUAUGUCGCCAUAACGAUAACAUAGAAAUUAGAUAUAACAUUGUGGUUGUGAUUAUUAGUAAGAAUUUCAGAAAUAUCAAAAUAUAUCACUGUAAUAAGUAUAGCAAAGUAUAUAGUGGUCGUAAUCAUUGUAUAUAUAUUUAGGAUUAAGAUAAUAAUAAUGUAUAUAAUAUUAAGAUAAUCUUAAUAAAAAAAACUAAAAUAUAUUUAUUUUGAAAA
This is a messenger RNA of Bactrocera oleae (olive fruit fly), 1176 nucleotides long. Its product is annotated as homeobox protein GHOX-7. Gene Ontology annotation, molecular function: DNA-binding transcription factor activity, RNA polymerase II-specific; RNA polymerase II transcription regulatory region sequence-specific DNA binding. Lineage: Eukaryota; Metazoa; Arthropoda; Insecta; Diptera; Tephritidae. Gene Ontology annotation, biological process: embryonic morphogenesis; regulation of transcription by RNA polymerase II. Gene Ontology annotation, cellular component: nucleus. The record is from RefSeq and is a predicted model, not a curated record.